Molecule: messenger RNA, 3580 nt
Organism: Chrysoperla carnea
Lineage: Eukaryota; Metazoa; Arthropoda; Insecta; Neuroptera; Chrysopidae
Gene: IA-2
Exons: 17
Coding region: 153-3272 (1039 amino acids)
Biological process (GO): protein dephosphorylation
Cellular component (GO): secretory granule
Molecular function (GO): protein tyrosine phosphatase activity
Source: RefSeq, a predicted model, not a curated record
UAUACAAACACUCAUUGUAAUUUGAACGACUAACAUCUGGAAUAAUAUUUUGUAUAUUUAUCAAAUAUAAUUUUGUGUAAAAAUCAGUUUAAAUUAUUAUUAAAGACAUGCUGUAAACGAAACAUAAACGGUUUUUUAUUAAAAGAGAGGCCAUGCAGGUUUUCUCAUGGCUUACGUCUUUUACAACAUUCAUUCUCUUAUUGUACCAAGUACAGGGAGAUGGGAAUAUCGGUUGUUUAUUUAAUGAAAAUUUGUGUAUGGAAAAGGUGGAAUGGUGUUAUGAUGAUUUCUUGUUUGGACGUUGUUUACAAGCAACCGUAGAACCGGAUGAUUUAUAUCGUUUUGAAUAUUUAACAUCACAACAAUUAGAGAUUAUUGAAAAUGAAUUACGUGAACUGUUAAUUUGGAACUAUCAUUGGAGUCAUCCUUAUACGCAAUGUUUACUUCAGGCAAUAUUAUACGCUUUUAAAAAUAAUAUCCCUCAUGAUUUCAACAAUUGUCAUCGCUACAUAAAGCAAAAAGAUGUUGAAUUAUAUGCUGAAGAUGUGAAUGAUCCUUUAGCAGUUGUUAAAUUUAUGCCCAGUUUAUCCGAUCCAAGUGCUCCAUUUGCUGAUGAAAUAUAUUACCCUCCCACAAUUUAUGAUGAAAAUGAUGUAGAAAAUAUUCAAGCGGAUGGAGAAGAAGCAAAUUUUGAAGAUUCAAAUGACGUUAAUGACAUGGAUCCUUAUAAUUUACCAGCUUAUAAUAUUGAAAAGAAAUCUGCUGAAUAUUUUGAUGACGGAUUAGAAUUUCUACCAGCUAUGCAUCGUAGAUCAUCCGAUGUAGAUGAUUUGGGUGGAUUAAUCCCAAUUAAUGGCAAUGAACUACCUAUUAAAUAUGAUUUUGCGAAUGAAAAUUUUCGUAAACGUUUAUUAUACUAUUCAGAUCAAAAUGAAAAUGAACCAUAUUAUGAACCUUCAGAAAACCUUGAACCAUUUGAAACUGAAAAUUUAAACAACGUCCUAUAUAAGGUUUUAAACGAGUAUCCAUUACCCAAUCAAGACAAUGGUCAAUUAUUAAAAUCAGAAAAUUUACAAAAUCAACGACACAUCCUUCCAAACAAAUUGAACUUUGCAAGUCGUUUGGAAAGUAAUAAUAUUGAAAAACCUUAUCAACCAGAUGUGAUUGAACUAAUCCAAAAAGAUAUGAAUGCACCUAGAUAUUCUCAAUCUCAUAUUGACGAAAUUCCAGAGCCUCGUAUAUAUUAUGAUGAUUUAGAGUAUACUCACCCAGUUGAAGAUGAACCUGGAAGUGGAGAAAGUCAUAUACCUUCAAAAUUGUAUAAAAAAUUUGAUAAAAUACAAUCUAACCAAGAAAAUGAAGAAAAUUCAAAGCAAUUAAAUAGAAUAUUAACAGGUCAUUUAAACGAAGAUGAAAAUAUACCAUCUGGAAUUUAUACUGAAGGUGGGGUUGUAGUUAUGCCUAGUCCAAAAAAAUCAGGCACUAGAGAAUUAACUCAUAGUUGGGGUUUUACACGACAUGAACGAUAUGAUGUUAAGAAACCAGGUCCACCAUUUGAUGAUAAAACAUCGGAAGAUGAUUUAAAGCACCGUAAGCACGUAGACGCUGAAGGAAAAAAUGGGAAAAAGAAAAAAUCAUUAGAUGGUAGUUUUGAUGCUGAUUCAUUGACACACUCAUUAGCACAUCAUCAUUUUAAGUAUGAAGUAGAUGCUUCGUAUGCCUAUGUAAAUUUUAAGGAAGGAAUACGUAAAUGGCAUGAAGGGUUACGCAUAAUUGAAAAAUUGGAAAAGAUGUUGCACUUGGAUGAAGGCACUUUUACCAACAACAAAGUGGACACACAUCAAGUAACAUUUAAAGUAGAACCAAAUAACUUAGGCAUGAAUGCAUCGGAAGUCGCCGAAGCCAUAGGUAAUCUUAAAGAUAAAAUUAAAACUGAAAUUGGAGUGGAAGUCACCAAUGUUGGAAUAGGUUACAAGACAAAGCAACCAUUGGUAUGGAGCUCUCAAUGGUUGGAUAACGCUGAUCAGGAAGUAUUUGUUAGUAAAUUGUUGAUUGUAUGCGUCUUAGCAGCAUUGUUAAUGGCUUGCGUGACAUUGGGAAUAGUUUGGAGACAUGCAUCAUCCAGGCAAAAGAUACGAGACAUUAAUUCAACUGUGAAAGAUACUGAGGCUAGCAAAGAUUACCAAGAAUUAUGCAGAUCACGAAUGGCUACUAAAAUAUCUACGGGAACACCGCCAUGUCCUCAAACGCAAGUUGUAGAAAAAGCAGAGGGUGUACAUGGGCGUAUUACUUCUUUAUCAAGGGAAUCAGAUCAACAGAGUCCUUCGAGCCGCUCUAGUACAUCUUCUUGGAGUGAAGAACCUGUCCUUUCAAAUAUGGAUAUUUCAACUGGCCAUAUGGUUCUGUCUUAUAUGGAAGAUCAUUUAAAAAACAAAGAUAGACUUGAACAAGAAUGGGUCGCAUUGUGUGCAUAUGAAGCAGAACCGUGUGCAACUACAAUUUCACAGAAAAAGGAAAAUAUUGACAAAAAUCGGUAUCCUCAUGUUCUACCGUAUGAUCAUUCAAGGGUUGUUUUAAGUAGUCUAACAAAUUUCACCGAAUCUGAUUACAUCAAUGCUUCAACAAUUACUGAUCAUGAUCCAAGAAAUCCCGCUUACAUAGCAACACAAGGUCCAUUACCUAAUACUGCUGCUGAUUUUUGGCAAAUGGUUUGGGAACAAGGUUCUGUUGUAAUGGUUAUGUUAACACGUCUCACUGAAAAUGGAAAUGCAAUGUGCCAUAGAUAUUGGCCAGAAGAAGGCUCGGAAAUCUACCAUAUAUAUGAAGUGCAUUUAGUCAGUGAGCAUAUUUGGUGUGAUGAUUACUUAGUACGAAGUUUUUACCUAAAGAACAUGAAAACUGGCGAAACUCGUACAGUUACUCAAUUUCACUUUUUAUCAUGGCCUGAACUUGGAGUACCCACAUCUACAAAAGCUUUGUUAGAAUUCCGAAGAAAAGUGAAUAAAUCAUAUCGUGGACGAUCUUGUCCAAUUAUAGUACAUUGCAGUGAUGGCGCUGGACGUACAGGAACAUACUGUUUAAUCGAUAUGGUUUUAAAUCGAAUGUCAAAGGGUGCAAAAGAAAUUGAUAUUGCAGCAACAUUAGAACAUAUUCGAGAUCAAAGACCAGCAAUGGUUACAACUAAACAACAAUUUGAAUUCGUUUUAAUGGCUGUUGCUGAGGAAGUGCAUGCCAUAUUAAAAGCUUUGCCAGCCACUGUUGAAAAGCAGUAAAAUAAAUUUUAACCUUUUCUGUUUUUAGCUCAAGUUUAGUUUCUUAAAUGUCCAACAAACACAUAUAUCUACAUUAACUAAAUCUGUGCUUUGAAUUAUUUAAGCAUAUUCAAUUUUAUAUUUUAUGCUAAAAUAAUUCUCUAUAUUCAUUUUAAAAUUAAAACCAUAAAUGUAACAAUAUAAGAUUGUAUAUUUGAAUAAUUUCAUUGCACUCCAAUUACAUUCUGGUAAAUUUUCAAUCGAAAACUGUUUUAGGGAGGAGAACUAAAUAUAUAUAUAUUUGUAUGCAACAAAAAUUUCUCUAAAAU